UAAAUAGGACCGGCUGAGAGAUCCAGUGGAUGAAGCUGUUCAACCUUUCUUUAACAAAGCCCAGAACCCCACCGCCCCCCAAAAAAGAAGGAAAAUGGCUAAAGCUAUCAACAUGAUUUGUUGCAUGGGUCUGGCUGCUGUACUAACCGGUGUGGGAGCGUCUGCCUUUUCGGGGAAGAGCCACAGCGGAGGGAAGAACAACACUGUGCUGCAGUACGUCGUUAACAACUCCCUGAGGGAGCACCCUGUGCUCACCAAACUCAGACUGAGAACUCUUGAAGACCCAUGGAGUAGAAUGAUGGUUGCCAGUGAACAAGCCCAGUUCAUGGCAAAUCUCAUUAGACUGAUAAAUGGGACCAAAGCUAUUGAAAUUGGAAUGUACACAGGGUACAACGCACUGAGCAUGGCUUUGGCCAUGCCCCAGAACGGAAGAGUUGUAGCUUGUGAAAUAGAAGACACCUAUGUGGACAUUGCCAAGCCCUUUUUUAAAGAGGCUGGAGUUGAAGAUAAGAUAGAUGUACGCCAUGAAAUAGCCAUGAAGACACUGAAUGAACUGAUAGCAGCCGGGGAAGCUGGAACAUAUGACUUUGUGUUCAUCGAUGCGGAUAAGUUCAACUAUGACAGAUACUACGAAAAGUCCCUCGAGCUCAUACGAGCAGGGGGCAUCAUUGCAGUUGACAAUGUGCUGUGGAGUGGGAAGGUCGUGAAUCCUGCUCCCGAUGACCUCACCUCCCAGGCUCUGGAUGCCCUCAAUAAGAAGCUACACAGCGACCAGAGGAUUGACCUGAGCAUGCUCAUGGUGGGCGACGGGCUGUCGAUUUGCAUUAAACGCUAAAAUCCUAUGUUGAAAAGUUAGAUAUUUGUUAUGUUGUACUUUGGCUAUGAUAUUAAACACACAUGAAUGCA
Messenger RNA from Pungitius pungitius (ninespine stickleback), 906 nucleotides. RefSeq names its product catechol-O-methyltransferase domain containing 1 (gene comtd1a). The record is from RefSeq and is a predicted model, not a curated record. The transcript has 7 exons. The coding region runs from base 95 to 835 and encodes 246 amino acids. Gene Ontology annotation, molecular function: S-adenosylmethionine-dependent methyltransferase activity; O-methyltransferase activity. NCBI's taxonomy places the organism in Eukaryota, Metazoa, Chordata, Actinopteri, Perciformes, Gasterosteidae.